Oryzias melastigma (Indian medaka) is the source of this 1125-nucleotide messenger RNA. RefSeq names its product putative deoxyribonuclease TATDN3 (gene tatdn3l). Bases 240 to 1052 code for a protein of 270 amino acids. Gene Ontology annotation, molecular function: hydrolase activity, acting on ester bonds. The record is from RefSeq and is a predicted model, not a curated record. NCBI's taxonomy places the organism in Eukaryota, Metazoa, Chordata, Actinopteri, Beloniformes, Adrianichthyidae. The transcript has 10 exons.
AACGAACGUUUAGGUAGCUUAAAAUACCAAAAACAACCUAAAUAUUUCAAAUAAAUUGUAUACUAGCGAUCGAAAACCAUUUAGAUUUCAAUUUGUUGAAAUAUCAGCUGUCAGAAUUUAGAGAAAGACAGUUUUUUAGACGUCAAACUAAAGUAGCAGCAGUUACACGCCAGUGGCGGUAGAGGGCAGCAAAGGAACUCGGACACAGACAUUGAAGCGAGAAGAAGACAAAUGUAAACAUGUCAGGCUACAUUGACUGUCACUGUCACAUUUCUGCCAGAGAUUUUGACGAGGACUUAGAAGAUGUCAUCGAGAACGCGAAGAAGGCGGGACUGUUGGCGCUGCUGGCCGUUGCUGAACAUGUGGGAGAGUUUGAGAAGAUCAUCCAGCUGUCACAGAGGUUCCCAGGUUUCAUUUUUCCCGCGUUAGGAGUCCAUCCUGUUCAAGAAGUUUCUCCACAGCAGCAGAGAGGAGCUUCUCUGCAGGAUCUUGCUGCUGCGCUGCCCGUCAUUGAGAACUACAAAGACCAGCUUGUUGCCAUCGGAGAGGUGGGCUUGGAUUUCACUCCCAGGUUUGUCAGCAGUGAGAGCGAUAAAGACGACCAGAGGAAAGUCCUCAUCCAGCAAGCUCAGAUCGCCAAGCGGCUGGAUCUCCCUCUAAACGUCCACUCCAGAUCUGCAGGAAGACCCACCAUCCAGCUGCUGCAGGAGCAGGGGGUGGAGAAGGCGCUCCUUCAUGCGUUCGAUGGCAGACCGUCCGUGGCCAUGGAGGGCGUGAAGGCCGGGUACUUCUUCUCGAUCCCGCCGUCCAUCGUGCGGAGUGAGCAGAAGCAGAAGCUGGUGAAACAGCUGCCGCUGGAAAACAUCUGCCUGGAAACGGAUUCUCCGGCUCUCGGUCCAGAAAAACAGGUCAGAAACGAGCCGCGGAACGUCCAGAUCUCUGCCGAGUUCAUCAGCCGGGUCAAAGGCGUGUCUCUGCAGAGCGUCAUGGAGGUGACCACUCAGAACGCCCUGCGGCUCUUCCCCAGGAUAAAGCCCGCCCUCCUGGCCUGAGGGGAGGGGCUUAGACCUCGACAUGUUUUUGAUGUUUUAUUAAAACAGCAGAAUGUGAUGGAACUCUCUGGAA